GUAUUAAGGGAAGGAGGGAGUAUUAUUUACCGAAAAAGUAGGGAAGAUCAAAAAAUUCUGCGUGGCUCAGUUUUUUGUGCUCUCCACACGUCCCCCUCUCUACUGUUGUUUCUUCAUCUUCCUCGAUUCUUCUGCUAAAGCCACAAAAGGUUUUGAUGGACUUCUUCCUUAACAAAAUGAAGGCAUCCACAUCUGAAUGCCCCUUUGAUGAACAAGAUAUUCAGCAAUGUCCAUUCUUGAGGAACAUAAGCAAACCCACAAACUUGUCAUUCUCACCCGCGAGUCUUCCAGUUCCAGUUGCUGGAUUCAAAGGUCCAAUCUUUGAAGAUGGUCCAAACUUCGAUUUGGCUUUUAACCUUUUCCAUGGAAAGGAUGGGGUUGUCCCACUUUCCAGGAAGUCAAGUUUUCAAGCUGAUGAUGAUCAUUUGGAACCCCAAUCUGCUCCGAUGUUUAACCCGUUAGCUGCAAAAGCAGCUACAAUUAGUUUGUCAGCAUUUGGACUCGGGGGGCCAUUUGGUUUCAAUUUCUUUGCUGAUAAGUGGAAGAAGCAGAAGCAAAAGCAGAAGUCAGAGUCAUCCGGGAAAAAGGAUAAUUUUGCUAAGGAAGGAAAUCCAUCAGGACAUGAGGCUCUCAGCAACGAGUGGCUUCAAACCGGAAACUGCCCAAUCGCAAAGUCUUAUCGGGCUGUAAAUCAUGUGCUUCCCUUAGUUGCCAAACAUCUUCAACCGCCAUCGGGUGUCAAACUCCAUUGCCCGCCUGCUAUAGUGGCUGCCAGGGCGGCUCUUGCUCGAACCGCCUUUGUGAAAAACCUCCGCCCUCAACCUCUACCAGCAAAAAUGCUUUGCAUUGCUGCAUUAGGCAUGGCAUCUAACAUACCUCUGGGUAUAUGGAGAGAACACACUCAGAAAUUCUCAUUAUCAUGGUUCAUUGCAGUUCAUGCUGCUGUACCCUUUAUAGCCAUGCUUAGAAAAGCUGUUUUAAUGCCCAAAACUGCCAUGGCAUUAACAGUUGGUGCAUCUAUAUUAGGUCAGGUAAUUGGGUCAAGAGCAGAGCGGAUUCGGCUGAAAAAAGCUACUGAAAAGCAAUUUGUAGCUCCAGAAAAAGCUGUUUAUCAUCCAGAAAAAGCUGUUUACCAUGAUUUUGCAGGCUAUAGUUCAGAAUCAGAUCAUGUUGAGGGUAUUACUAACUCUUGUUGUGGAAACCAUAAAAUGAUGUUAGAGACACUUCACAGCAAGGGUGAUAAUGCAGGAUCAUCUGGAACUAGUGUUUGUUUCUGAAACUGGGUGAGCAUAUUGAUUUGGAAAUAAGGCAAUAGUGAACUAAUUGUGUUAGUAAUCUGAUUAGGGUUUGCUGUAUAGGUGAUGUUGGUAAUAAUCUGUGAGGUAAUUUGUAUGUUUAUGCCAACAUAUUCUUGAAACAACAAUGUGACUAAGCAUGUGAAAAUUCAGGGAUAUUAUCGCGUUUUUAUUGA
Molecule: messenger RNA, 1471 nt
Organism: Spinacia oleracea (spinach)
Lineage: Eukaryota; Viridiplantae; Streptophyta; Magnoliopsida; Caryophyllales; Amaranthaceae
Exons: 4
Coding region: 156-1277 (373 amino acids)
Cellular component (GO): chloroplast
Source: RefSeq, a predicted model, not a curated record